This is a messenger RNA of Lonchura striata (white-rumped munia), 1749 nucleotides long. The record is from RefSeq and is a predicted model, not a curated record. NCBI's taxonomy places the organism in Eukaryota, Metazoa, Chordata, Aves, Passeriformes, Estrildidae.
CCACAGAUGGCAUCUGCUCCAUUGUGAUCCUCUCCUCAGGCUGCAGGGGGGUCUCUGCUCCUUCAGCAAGCCUUCCCUUUCCUCUUUUUCUCCCUUGUUCUCACACUUUCCCCCCCCACACUCCUCACCACUGUUUCCAUGUUCUGCCCUUCUUUACCUACACUUCCACAUGGUGCUCCUGCCCUGGCCUGGCUGUGGCUCAGCCCGGCCCUGCAGUUACAGUUGGAUCUGGCUGGAACCGGCUGUGUCCCACUGGAACCAGCUGUGUGCAGCUGGAACCGGCUGUGUCCGGCUGGAACUGGCUGUGUCCGGCUGGAACCGGCUGUGUCCCACUGGAACCAGCUGUGUGCAGCUGGAACCAGCUGUGUGCAGCUGGAACCGGCUGUGUCCGGCUGGAACUGGCUGUGUCCGGCUGGAACCGGCUGUGUGCGGCUGGAUCCGGCUGUGUGCAGCUGGAACCAGCUGUGCGCAGCUGGAACUGGCUGUGUCCGGGUGGAACCGGCUGUGUCCAGCUGGAACAAGCUGUGUCCGGCUGGAACCAGCUGUGUCUGGCUGGAACCGGCUGUGUCCAGCUGGAACAAGCUGUGUCUGGCUGGAACCGGCUGUGUCCGGCUGGAACCGGCUGUGUGCGGCUGGGGCAGCCCCGGCCUCCCCCCACGGAGCCCCCACAGCCUCCACUGCUGCCGCUGUGCCCUGGCACCUCCUACACCGGUCAUGGUUUAAUAGACUUCAUGGUCUGUAAAUUCAACCUUGACAAUUUCAGAUGUGAAAGCAGUCUCUUCUGGAAUAAGUCAAACAGUUGGUUAAAGUAAUUUCUUCCCCUGAAGGUUACGCUUGUGUUCAAGGAAGAAUUAGCUCAGAGAAACCCAAUUGCCUGAGAGGUAAAGGAGAAAGGAUAGGGCAAUCACAGCACCAUUUCCUAGUUCUGUCAUAAUCAAAAUCUGAUUUGGAAGAAGAAAGACAUUCUUUUUCUCUGAAAGGUUUGUGUGGCUUUACUCACUUCACAAACUUACUUAGGGGGAAACAAACAAGAGAAACCUGAAACAGAAUAGUUUAUUUUUGACCACCUGUUUAGCAUUUCUUUGGCUCGAUAUCUACACUAAAGAUAGUGCAAAUCUGGACAAACUGGCUACCAGCUGACUCCCAGGAGCCACAGAGGGAGUGAAGCAGCAUCACACAUUGGCUGGCAUCAGACACUACUCAGGUCUUGACUGACAGAUAAAAACAAGUACACUUUUUACUUUGCUGAUUGGUUUUUUUUCUCUUCUUUUUACACAGUGCUUUUAAUAUUCAAAGUAUUUCAAGCAGGGAUCAUUUAUUCAAAUGAAGAUUUAAGAAAAUUUUUUCUCAGGUUGCAUGUAAAUUUUAAACUUUUAUAUGCCUGUUUUUGUUUACAACAUUCAGAAAGAUCCUUCAAAAUACAGAUUGUGUGAAAAAUGUGUUACAGUUGAUUUUUCUCUAAAUGUCACCUUCACCACUAUUUUUAAACUGAGACAAUUUUCAGACUGUUGGUUAUUUUUUCUAUUGGCAAACCUUAACUAUGUUUCUGGGCUUGAAGCAGUCCAUACUUUCGUGGCGUCUUUUUGAAAAUGGAAAAUUUAAAAAUGUGAGUGACCUGAAUUGUUCAGGCUUAAUUCAUCACUUCAAAAAUUUUUUGAUUUCAUCAUCUAUUACCAGAGUGUUUUGGGCUUGUGCUUUGUUUGCUGGGUCACAUCAUCAAUGGCAUUUUAUGAAGAAAAAAAUACUCCU